AUGUCUCAAUUUCAGCUUACUCUGGCCACCAAGGCCAACCAGGCCACUUUGCUACCUAUCCUACUCGUUGCAACUUCUGUCAACGAAGCCCGACCCACCCCAGUUAUCACCAUCAACUAUGAGGACGUCGCAGUCCUCCCGCGGGGCGACAAGGCAGUUGUCGAGUUCAUUGCUGCCAAUGGCACUCCUGUCUACGGAGCGACUGCUCUCAAGGAACUGCUACUCAGCUUCCCCUACCUGAACAGCAAGGAGGAGAAAUUGGAAAGCGACUGGCUUUCCGAGCUUGAAGCCUUCGCCUCGCUUGACUUCAAAGCCGUCGACCCGAAACUCCAGCAGCUGAACAACCACCUCAUCCUGCGAUCGUUCGUCGUCGGCUACGCCCUUUCCACUGCUGACAUUGCUCUCUGGGGUGCUCUCCGCGGAAACCGUGUCGCAAUUGGUGCCAUUCGCAAGGGAGCUCUGGUCAACCUGACCCGCUGGUUCAAUUUUCUUGAAGAACUAUGCCCUUGGGCCAUCGCUGCGUUGGAGGCUCUGAACGCCUCGGCCAAGGAGAAGAAGGCCGCCAAGGCCAAGGAGGGUGCCAACUAUGACAUUGCGCUCCUCAACACCGAUAAGGGAGUCGUCACUCGAUUUCCUCCUGAGCCUUCUGGAUACCUCCACAUUGGACACGCUAAAGCUGCCCUUCUGAACGACUACUUUGCCCACGAAAAGUACAAGGGAACCCUCCUUGUCCGUUUCGAUGACACCAACCCUUCGAACGAGAAGCAGGAAUUCCAGGAUGCCAUCAUCGAGGAUCUCGCUCUCAUGGGUAUCAAACCCGACAGGACGAGCUUCAGCAGUGACUACUUUGACGAGCUUUACCAGUACGCCGUCCAGAUCAUCAAGGACGGAAACGCCUACGCGGAUGACACCGACAAGGAGACCAUGGCUUCCCAAAGAAUGAACGGAGAGCCCAGCAAGCGCCGCGAUGCCACCGUUGAGGAGAGCCUGGCUCGAUUUGAAGAGAUGAACAAGGGUACUGAGGAGGGAGCGCGCUGGUGUAUCCGUGCCAAGAUGUCUGUUGACAACCCCAACAAGGCUAUGCGUGACCCGGUUAUCUACCGCUGCAACCCUUCUCCUCACCACCGCACCGGAACCAAGUACAAGGCCUACCCUACUUACGACUUCUGCUGCCCCAUCAUCGACUCCAUGGAGGGUGUUACGCACGCGCUCAGAACCAUUGAGUACCGCGACCGCAACCCUCAGUACCAGUGGUUCUUGGAUACACUCAAGCUCCGUCACGUUCAAAUCUGGGACUUUGCCCGAAUGAACUUUAUCCGCACCCUUCUUUCAAAGAGAAAGCUGACAAAACUUGUCAACGAGGGAGUUGUCGAUGGCUGGUCGGACCCCCGUUUCCCCACCAUCCGUGGUAUCAGACGCCGCGGAAUGACCAUUCCUGCCCUGCGUGAGUUCAUCCUCAAGCAAGGUCCUAGCAAGAAUAUCGUCAACCUUGACUGGACCCUGUUCUGGGCCACCAACAAGAAGUACAUUGACCCGAUUGCUCCUCGCCACACUGCCGUCCUCAAGAAGGGCCUUGUGAAGGCGACUCUCAAGGGCGGUCCCGAUGCCCCUUACACUCAGGAGAAGCCUAAGCACAACAAGAACCCGGAUGUCGGUGUCAAGAAGGUAACCUACAGCAGCUCGAUCCUUUUCGACCAGGAGGAUGCGAAGAGCUUUAAGCAGGACGAGGAAAUCACUCUCAUGAACUGGGGCAAUGCCUUCGUCCGUAAGAUUGUAACAGAUGCCUCUGGCGUUGUUACUGAGAUGGAGCUGGAUCUGAACGAGAAAGGUGACUUCAAGAAGACCGAGAAGAAGGUCACUUGGUUGUCUGCUGACCAGGACCUGGUUGCUGUUGAUCUAGUCGACUUUGAUCACCUGCUUAACAAGGACUCCAUGCAGGAGGAGGACCGCCUUGAGGACGUUCUGAACCCUAAGACCGAGUUCCACGAGGAUGCCGUCGCCGACAGCAAUGUCGCCUUCCUGACCGAAGGUGAUAUUAUCCAAUUCGAGCGCAAGGGAUACUACCGUCUCGAUAAGGUUGCCUCGCCUGGCAAGCCUGCUGUCUUCUUCAACAUUCCCUCCGGUAAGACUGGCAAAUAA
Molecule: messenger RNA, 2139 nt
Organism: Aspergillus mulundensis
Lineage: Eukaryota; Fungi; Ascomycota; Eurotiomycetes; Eurotiales; Aspergillaceae
Product: glutamate--tRNA ligase GUS1
Exons: 2
Coding region: 1-2139 (712 amino acids)
Biological process (GO): glutamyl-tRNA aminoacylation; translation
Cellular component (GO): cytosol; methionyl glutamyl tRNA synthetase complex; cytoplasm
Molecular function (GO): glutamate-tRNA ligase activity; ATP binding
Source: RefSeq, a predicted model, not a curated record